Molecule: messenger RNA, 2135 nt
Organism: [Torrubiella] hemipterigena
Lineage: Eukaryota; Fungi; Ascomycota; Sordariomycetes; Hypocreales; Clavicipitaceae
Source: the annotation of a GenBank genome assembly
GCUCCGCUAAACGGCAACCAAAGAGCCGCGAUUUGUUCAGGCUCUGGUUUUUCUUUCCUUCUUCUUCACCAUCCUCCACUUGCUUAUAGCAAAGAUUAUUAGGAUCAGUUUCAGUUGGUUAUUCGGUACUAGAAACAUCAUUCGCCAUGCUCGUAAACAAAAUACUGCUCAGCAGUAUCGUUGGUCUGGCUGCAGCCCAGUUCCCUCCAAAGCGCGAAGGCUUCAAGGUCGUCAAGUCCAAGCACCACGACAAGGUCUCUAUUUCCUACAAGGAGCCUGGUCUGUGUGAAAGCACCCCCAAUGUAAAGUCAUACUCUGGCUAUGUUCACUUGCCUCCCGGCACCGUGCACGAGGACAAGCAGGACUACCCAAUCAACACCUUCUUUUGGUUCUUUGAAGCCCGCCACGACCCCGAGAACGCCCCCUUGGCAAUUUGGCUCAAUGGCGGCCCUGGGAGCAGCUCGAUGCUGGGACUUCUGCAAGAGAACGGGCCCUGCUUUAUUGCAGAAGACUCCAAGUCCACUAUUCACAACCCGUGGAGCUGGAACAACCAUGUCAAUAUGAUUUACAUUGACGAACCCAACCAAGUUGGCUUUUCAUACGACAUCCCGACCAACGUCACCAUCAACAUUGAGGAAGGGGAAGUUGUUCCUACCGACUUCUCUAGUGGCAUUCCGGAGGUGAAUGUAACCCACCACAUUGGUACAAUGUCUUCUCAGAAGCAGGAAAAUACGAUUGGACUUACUGAGCAAGCUGCAAACGCCAUGUGGCACUUUGCCCAGACCUUCUUCACCGAGUUUCCCCACUACAAGCCCAAGGAUGACCGCAUUAGCCUUUGGGCAGAAAGCUACGGAGGACACUACGGCCCUGCCUUUAUGCGAUUCUUCCAGCAGCAGAAUGAGAAGAUUCGAGACGGAAAGUUGGACGACGAGCAUGCUCACGAGCUCCACUUGGACACACUCGGCAUUGUCAACGGCUGCAUCGACCCUGUUAUUCGGGAGGAAUCUGGACUUCUUUUGCCGUACAACAACACCUACGGUAUUCCCGUGCUCAACCAAUCCACCUUUGAUGCUGCCUGGCACAACUUUACAAAGCCGGGAGGCUGCAAGGAGCAAAUGAUUCAGUGCCAGAAGGAACUGAAGAAGGCAAAGGGCGAGCUUUUCGCUGCCCAAGAAAAAGAGGUUAUGGAAUAUUGCUCUCUGACGAAGGAGUGCUAUCGCAUUUCUGAGACUGUUUUUGCGUGGAGCGACAACGGCCGAUUUGACAUGGCACACCCCAAAGCAGACCCAUUCCCACCUCCUCAUCAAUUCGGAUGGCUCGUUGAAGAAGGCGUACUCUCCGCUCUUGGAGUCCCUGUCAACUUCUCGGCAUCCUCCCAAGCCGUGUGGGCCAACUUUGAGCGCUCUGGCGACCAGCUCCUCGGAUUCAUUGAUGCAAUCGGUUACCUUCUCGACUCUGGCAUCAAGGUUCACAUGAUGUACGGAGAUCGCGACUAUGCCUGCAACUGGCUUGGUGGUGAGAUGACCAGUCUGCAGAUCCCCCAUGCUCACAAGGACGACUUCAGCAAGGCCGGUUAUGCCGAAGUCAUGACGCACGAUGGCUUCGGUGGCAUGGCCCGUCAGUACGGAAACCUCAGCUUCACCCGCGUCUUCCAGGCUGGCCAUGAAGUGCCCAUGUACGUCCCUGCGACCGCAUACGACAUAUUCAUGCGCGCCAUGUUCAACAAGGAUAUUGCUACUGGCAAGAUUGACGUCCACGAUGAGUACGCAACGGAGGGACCUGACAACACAUGGCACAUUAAACAGGCGCCCCCUGAGUUCCCCAAGCCAAAGUGCUACGUUCUUGCUCCUGAGUCGUGUACAGAGGACAUCUGGGAAAAGGUCAAGGCUGGCAAGGCUAUUAUCAAGGACUACUUUGUCGUUGGCUUUACCGACGAGGACGACAGCGCUGAUGAGCUGUAGGAGGGAGGGGAAAUGACUGGAUAUGUAGUGUGAUGAUAUGAUAUGGAAAUAUACGUCCAAUACUAUUUUUUUUUUAAAUCGUGUUUUUAUUUGUCUUCUUUUUAUUGUUUGAUUUUAGUUUCUUUUACACAACAUAUUCUACGCCACAAUACACAUCAGCCACACCCCUCUGUG